AUGGCGGCGGCGGCGGCGGCGCUCGGAGGCGAAGAGCGAGGGGCGAGUCGCAUUUUUCUUUUUUGGGAACAGAUGAGGGAGCGGGACAUAGGGGAAGUUGGGGGCAAGGCAGUCGGGGCCACGGCCUAUAGGUCCACGGCCGCCCCCGACGCCGGCGACGAACAUGGCAGCAGCCGGCAGGGGAAGGCUCGGUCGCAGCGCCGAGGAAUGGCGACCAAGCCGGUCGCCGUCAACGACCUCAUCCACUGCGUCGCCUCCUCUUGCCUCUCCAACCGCCUACCCUGCAACUACACCCUCCACGACUCCGUCUCCGGGGUGUUCGACGCGUUGAUGGCGGAGGUGUUCGACGCCGUCUCCGGGGUGCGCCGUGCCUAUGCCGCGCUCCAGGGCGCGCACUGCCCCUGGGACCCCGACAAGAUGCGCGUCGCGGACGAGGCUGUUGUCGCCGAGCUCUGCCACCUCGCGCGCCUCCGCGGCCGCUUCCGCCACUCAGCUGCCACGGGCCACAUCCCACGCCUGAACCCUUCUGCGCUGCCCCUCCACGAGGCCGUGGCGCCGUACGAGGCGGCGCUCGACGACCUCCAGCGCCAGCUCCAAUCCAAGCAGGGCGAGGUGGAUGGGCUCAAGGAGAAGCUCGCGGCGGCCACCAGCCGCCGUAACGGGCGCCACCACCACCACCCGGUCUCCAAGCAAAAUGGCCCCGACAGCGCGGCGACGGCGGAGCUGUUCACCUCUAGUGCCGAGCAGGCCCGCACGGCGACGUGGGCGUUCGCGGGGCACCUCGCGCACCUGAUGCGCGCAGCGGGGCUGGAGCUCGCGGCGGCCAUUCGAUCGCUCACCAAGAUCCCGGUGUCCUCCCCGUAG
Miscanthus lutarioriparius is the source of this 864-nucleotide messenger RNA. Lineage: Eukaryota; Viridiplantae; Streptophyta; Magnoliopsida; Poales; Poaceae. The record is from the annotation of a GenBank genome assembly.